Messenger RNA from Apodemus sylvaticus (European woodmouse), 1737 nucleotides. Its product is annotated as mRNA export factor GLE1-like. Gene Ontology annotation, cellular component: cytoplasm; nuclear pore; nuclear pore cytoplasmic filaments. Lineage: Eukaryota; Metazoa; Chordata; Mammalia; Rodentia; Muridae. Gene Ontology annotation, biological process: regulation of translational termination; poly(A)+ mRNA export from nucleus; regulation of translational initiation. Bases 1 to 1737 code for a protein of 578 amino acids. The transcript has 2 exons. The record is from RefSeq and is a predicted model, not a curated record. Gene Ontology annotation, molecular function: translation initiation factor binding; phospholipid binding; inositol hexakisphosphate binding.
AUGCGGAAAUUAUGGCAGAGAAAGGAGCAUCUCUUGAGGAAAUGCCUCCCUGGGGGAUCCCACUGUAACGUGAUCAGUGAUCAAGGGUGGGAGAGAGAGCCCAUUGUGGGUGGGACCAUCCCUGAACUGUUAGUCUUGGGAUCUACGAACAAGCAAGCUGAGAGGUUUGAGGGGGUGAAGCAGCUAAAGCUGCAUAAGGAGUUCCAGGACUUAGAGGAAGUGAUGGAGGAGAGUACCAGAGAAGACCUGGGCCCUCAGGAGAAGUUGGAAGCUGAGCAUAGCCACAGAGCCAAGAUUCUCAACCUAAAUCUUCCAGAGGCAGAGCAGCAGCAUGUGAAGCAGGCAGAGCAGGAACAGCUUCGGAAGGAGGAAAGCCAGGUUUGUCUGCGGAAUCUGUACACCCUGCAAGAGGAGGUCCUGCUCCUCAACCAGCGGCUGAAUGCCUCCAGUCUGCACAAAGACCAGCUCAGUGCGAACAUGGCUGCCUUCCAGACCCGGGGCAGCCAACUGUGUGUCCUCAUCUCUGGCAUCAUUCACACCACAUUGGAGAACGGUUAUUCCACAGCAGAGAACCAAGCUGAGGCUGAGCGAGCCCUGCAGGAAACGCGGCAACUCCUCUCAAAUUUGAAGCAGGAGAUCACCAGAUCCUCUGAACUGAAGAAGAAGAAGAAUGAAGAGGAGGCCCGGGAGUCACCGGUACAGCAAGGGCCAGGGGCUCCCACCCAGACCUUGGUACCCAGCCUACGCCCAGUAGGAAUGCAAAAUGAAGACCUACAAGUGAAAGCAGAAGAUAGUACAAUGCAGUGGUACCAACAGCUUCAAGAUGCUUCUGCCAAAUGUGUAUUGGCAUUUGAGGACCUGGACACCAGCAAGGACAGUCAGACCCAAAUGAUAAAAAUGGACUUGCAGAAGGCAGUUACCAUCCCAGUGAGUCAGAUCUCUACCAUCACAGGUUCAAAGCUGAAAGAGGUCUUUGACAAGAUCCAUAGCCUACUCUCUGGAAAGCCUGUCCAAUCUGCUGAGCGUUCUGUGUCUGUCAAUCUUAACCCACAGGGGCUGGACUUUGUCCAGUACAAACUGGCAGAGGAAUUUGUGAAACAAGGGGAGGAGGAAGUGGCCUCUCACCACGAAGCGGCAUUCCCCAUCGCAGCCGUGGCAUCUGGUAUCUGGAUGCUCCACCCCAAAGUGGGAGACCUCAUUCUUGCUCAUCUCCACAAGAAGUGCCCUUAUUCUGUUCCUUUCUACCCAGCUUUCAAGGAAGGAAUGUCUUUGGAGGAUUAUCAACGGAUGCUUGGCUACCAAGUGAUAGACUCUAAGGUUGAGCCACAGGACAAGUUUCUAAAACGAAUGUCUGGGAUGAUCCGUCUGUAUGCUGCCAUCAUCCAGUUCCAGUGGCCCUAUGGAAACCAGCAGGAAGCUCAUCCUCAUGGCUUAAAUCACGGCUGGCGCUGGUUGGCACAGAUUUUAAACAUGGAGCCUCUCUCAGAUGUGACAGCUACUCUCCUGUUUGACUUCUUGGAGGUGUGUGGGAAUACCCUCCUGAAGCAGUACCAGGUCCAGUUCUGGAAGAUGAUACUUCUCAUCGAAGAGGACUACUUGCCCAGAAUUGAAGCCAUCACGAGCUCAGGACAGAUGGGCUCUUUCCUACGUCUGAAGCAGUUCUUGGAGAAAUGUCUGCAAUGCAGGGAGAUUCCUGUCCCUAGAGGCUUUCUGAUGUCCUCCUUCUGGCACUUUUGA